This is a messenger RNA of Zootoca vivipara (common lizard), 2671 nucleotides long. The record is from RefSeq and is a predicted model, not a curated record. NCBI's taxonomy places the organism in Eukaryota, Metazoa, Chordata, Lepidosauria, Squamata, Lacertidae.
GGCACCUGCACCCUUUCGCCGACAGACAAAAGUAUGUUGAUGUGCUGGAUACUUUAUCUCAAACUACUUAUCCUGGUAAUUGCCUAGGCAGACAGCAGCUCCAACAGCCCUGUGAAACACAGCCAGGAUGCCUAGAUGUGAAAAGCCAACUGCCUCACCAAGGAAUGUGAGAAUAGAGGUUGACAAUGAUGAAGGCAGCGCUGCUGAAAGUGAAGAAGAGCAAGAAUCUGUUCAGAGAAAGGGAGCGUCAAGUAAAAAAACCAGAGAGAAAAAUGAAGAGGAUGAAGAGGGCGAGGAUGAGGAUGAAGAGACUGCCGCAGAUCGUAGGCGAAAAUACAAAAGGCGGAGGAUGAAAGAUGGUGGAUUAGACAUCAGUGAAUCGGAUGGAGAAGGCUGCAAAAGCAGGAAGAACAGAGCCAACCAGAUGACCAAGGAUGGGGAUGAAGAAGAUGGGGAUAAAAAACGCAAGGACAAGAAAAAAGGGAAAAAGAAAAAAAAGAAAGACAAAAAGAAAAAAGGAUCAGGCUCUGAUUCAAGUUCUGAAGAGGAGCUUACAGAGGAGGAAAUAGCCAAGCUGAAGGAAGCGGUAGAAGAGAAAAAGAAGCUAAUUGCCACAUUAAGAAAUAAGCCCUGGAAUAUGAAAAAGAAACUGGAAGUCUUGAAAGAUGCUCAGCAGUUUGUGGAAAAAUUUGAAGGAGCCCUUGGCAAAGGCAAAGGGAAGAAAUUUUAUGCAUAUAAAGUGAUGAUGAUGAAAGCAUUGAUGGGGAAACCAUAUGGAAGCUUACCUAGAAAAACUGUGCCCAGAGCAGAGGAAGCGACGGCACAGAACUUUGCCACUCUGUGGGAUUUCAGUGGUCUUGCACAGUAUUCUGUCCUCUUCUAUGGCUAUUACAAUAACCAGAGAACAAUUGGGUGGUUGAAGUUCCGGUUGCCUCUCUCCUACUUUUUGGUGGGAGUCGGGUCCAUCGGUUACAGUUUCAUGGUUGUCAUCCGCACAAUGGCAAAGAAUGCCCAUGACGAUGGUGGUGGAGAUGAUAACAGUUUUAACUUCAGCUGGAAAAUGUUCACGAGCUGGGAUUACUUGAUUGGCAAUCCUGAAACAGCAGAUAACAAAUUUGCAUCAAUAACAACUAGCUUUAAGGAAGCGAUUGUGGAGGAGCAAGAGAGCCGGAAGGAAGAGAAUGUCCACUUGACCCGAUUCCUGAGGGUUCUCGCUAAUUUCUUUGCCUUUUGCACACUAGCUGGGAGUGGCUACCUCAUCUACUUUGUUGUGAGGCGAUCCCAACAAUUUGCUUUGGAAGGCCUUGAAAACUAUGGCUGGUGGGAGAGGAAUGAAGUAAACAUGGUCAUGUCCCUCCUGGGAAUGUUCUGUCCCACUGUGUUUGACGUCAUCAGUGCUCUGGAAAACUAUCACCCUCGAAUCGCCCUCCGGUGGCAGCUGGGGCGCAUCUUUGCUCUCUUCCUGGGCAACCUGUACACAUUUAUUAUUGCUCUCAUGGAUGAAAUCAAUCUCAAGCUGGAAGAAGAGAAGAUUGUGAGGCAGAACAUGACAAUUUGGCUAACCAACUUGUACAAUGGGACCCUCCCUGAAAACGUCACUGGCCCUCCCCCACAUGUGAGCCUUGCGGAUGUCCCUAGAGGCCCAUGCUGGGAAACAAUGGUUGGUCAGGAAUUUGUGCGGCUGACGGUCUCUGACACUGUGACGACCUACAUCACCAUUUUAAUUGGCGAUUUCCUCAAAGCUGUCUUUGUCAGGUUUUUCAAUUACUGCUGGUGCUGGGACUUGGAAUAUGGCUUUCCUUCAUAUUCAGAAUUUGAUAUUAGUGGAAAUGUGUUGGGCCUGAUCUUCAAUCAAGGCAUGAUCUGGAUGGGCUCUUUUUAUGCACCAUGUCUGCCGGCGAUCAACGUCAUCCGUCUCCAUACAUCCAUGUACCUGCAGUGCUGGGCUGUGAUGUGCUGCAAUGUUCCCCAUGAGAGAGUCUUCAAAGCCUCAAGAUCAAACAACUUCUACAUGGCCAUGCUGCUGUUUAUUCUCUUCCUCUCCACGCUGCCGGUUGUCUACACAGUUGUCUCCGUCCCGCCAUCCUUUGAUUGUGGUCCAUUCAGUGGGAAAACCAGAAUGUUUGAGGUCAUUGGAGAAACUCUGGAGCAUGAUUUCCCUUCCUGGUUUCGGAAGGUUUUCAGACUUCUCUCAAACCCUGGUGUGAUCCUGCCCUUCAUACUACUGAUGGUCCUGAGUAUCUACUACCUCAACGCUAUAUCAAAAGGAUACCAAGAUAUGAAUCUCGAGCUCAAGAAGAAAUUGCAAAAUCAAGCUGAGGAAAACAAGAGGAGGAACAAACUAAAGGCACAGCAAGCCCGGGGGGAGGUUGAAGAAAACCCCUUUGAGACAGCGCCCAAACCAAGCAAUCCAAAAGAGGGUCAAGAUAAAGAAAAAGGAGCGAAUGAGACCAAGAAAAAGCCAGGUGAACAGAAGGAAGACAAACCAGGUAUUGCAAAUGGAAGCCAACCUCCCUGUGGCAGAGGACGAGGGGGCCCUGCGCCUCCCCCACAGAUAGCAGUGACCCGGCCAAUGGUUCCAAGGGUCAGUGGCAUGAAUGGAUACACUCCCAGAAACCCACACUUUGCAAGCAUGCCGCCAAGGAUGCCAGGACCACCUCCAAAUUACUGA